Elaeis guineensis (African oil palm) is the source of this 3275-nucleotide messenger RNA. RefSeq names its product probable AMP deaminase. Gene Ontology annotation, cellular component: cytosol. The record is from RefSeq and is a predicted model, not a curated record. Gene Ontology annotation, molecular function: AMP deaminase activity. Gene Ontology annotation, biological process: AMP metabolic process; IMP salvage. NCBI's taxonomy places the organism in Eukaryota, Viridiplantae, Streptophyta, Magnoliopsida, Arecales, Arecaceae.
UACGCGCUCCACCUCGCCAUGGCGGCGCUGGUGGGCGCUUCCUUCGUGGCCGUCUCGGCCUACUACGUGCACCGGAAAACCCUCAGCCAGCUGCUGGAGUUCGCGCGGUCGGUGGAGCGCGAGCGGGCUGCCGCCGGAGGUGGCGACGAGGACGGGGGAGUGGAGAUGGAUGGUGAGACCUACCGGAGGGCGUCCUUGCGGCGUGGCCAGCAGAAGCACCACCGCCAGAAGGGGGCGGGGUACUACCGCCGCCGCGAUGGGUCGGCGUCUUCGCCGGACGUGAUACUGGCGGCUGAGGUUGACGGGGAGAAGGCGGAGGAGGAGCAGAUGCAACUGGCGAUGAAAGGGCCGUUCUCGGUGGUGGCGGCCACGGAGGACGACCACCGGAGCCUGCCGACCUCCCCGGGCCUGCCGCAGCUCCACAUGGUCUCUGAAGGUAACGAGCAAUGUGUCCAUGUGAAUUCAAAUAAAAGAGCUGGACAUAUCAGACCAGCUUCACCCAGGUCUCCAGUUGCUAGUGCCAGUGCCUUUGAGGGCGUGGAGGGAUCAGAUGAAGAAGAUAAUCUGUGCAGUGGCUCUAAACUUGACAAUACCUACUUGCACACAGAUGGACAUAUUGGACCAGAACAUAAAAGCAUAUAUCAUCCUGUGCCUAUUCAAAUAACUGAUAAUGGGGAUUCAAAGCCUUUAGCUGCAGCUAGCAUGAUUAGAUCUCAUAGUGCAUCUGGUAAUCUGCAUGGAAUCCAGCCUGACCCAGUAGCAGCAUAUAUUCUUAAAAGAGAGCCUGAACAAGAAACAUUUGUCAGACUGAAAAUUACACCAAGUGAGACACCGGAUGCGGAUGAAGCUGAGGUCUACAAAAUUCUUCAGAAAUGUCUUGAGUUGCGAGAAAGUUAUGUCUUCCGAGAAGAGGUUGCUCCUUGGGAGAAGGAAGUUAUAGCUGACCCCAGUACGCCAAAGCCUGAUCCUAACCCAUUUCUCUUUAUGUCUGAGGAGAAAACAGAUCAUGUGUUUCAAAUGGUAGAUGGGGUCAUUCAUGUGUAUGCAAAUGACUCAAUGGAAAGUCUUUUCCCUGUGGCUGAUGCUACAACAUUUUUUACGGAUUUGCAUUAUAUCCUUCGAGUAAUUGCAGCAGGAAAUAUCAGAACUGUAUGCCAUCAUCGGUUGGGUCUUCUGGAGCAAAAAUUUAAUAUUCACUUGAUGCUCAAUGCGGAUAGAGAGUUUCUUGCUCAAAAAAGUGCACCACAUCGUGAUUUUUAUAAUGUCCGGAAGGUUGACACUCAUGUUCAUCACUCAGCAUGCAUGAAUCAGAAACAUCUGUUGAGAUUUAUAAAGUCGAAGUUGAGGAAGGAAUCUGACGAGGUUGUAAUUUUUAGGGAUGGCACUUAUCUGACUCUGAAAGAGGUUUUUGAGAGUUUGGAUUUGACUGGGUCCGAUCUCAGUGUUGAUCUGUUAGAUGUCCAUGCUGACAAAAGCACUUUUCAUCGCUUUGACAAGUUCAAUCUUAAAUACAAUCCUUGCGGCCAGAGUAGGCUGAGGGAGAUUUUUCUUAAGCAGGAUAAUCUCAUCCAGGGUCGCUUCCUUGCUGAGCUAACAAAACAAGUCUUUUCUGAUCUUGCUGCAAGCAAAUACCAGAUGGCUGAGUAUAGGAUAUCAAUAUAUGGAAGGAAACAAAGUGAGUGGGAUCAACUUGCAAGUUGGAUAGUGAACAAUGAAUUGUAUAGUGAAAAUGUUGUUUGGCUGAUUCAGAUUCCUCGGUUAUAUAACGUAUACAAGGAAAUGGGUAUAGUUACAUCAUUCCAGAACAUCCUUGACAAUAUUUUCCUUCCCCUUUUUGAGGCCACUGUGGACCCAGAAUCGCAUCCUCAGUUGCAUGUUUUCUUGAAACAGGUUGUGGGGUUGGAUUUGGUGGAUGAUGAAAGUAAACCUGAAAGACGCCCAACAAAGCACAUGCCCACACCAGCUCAAUGGACCAAUGUCUUUAAUCCCGCAUUCUCUUAUUAUGUCUACUACUGUUAUGCCAACUUAUACACAUUGAACAAGCUUCGCCAGUCAAAGGGCAUGACUACUAUCAAAUUUCGUCCGCAUGCUGGAGAGGCUGGUGACAUUGACCACCUUGCUGCGGCAUUUCUUGUUGCUCAUAAUAUUGCUCAUGGGACCAACUUAAGAAAGUCCCCUGUUCUUCAAUACUUGUAUUAUCUUGCUCAGAUUGGUUUGGCAAUGUCUCCUUUGAGCAACAACUCUUUGUUUCUCGAUUAUCAUCGGAACCCUUUUCCGCAAUUCUUUCUUAGAGGCCUAAAUGUGUCUCUCUCAACGGAUGAUCCUUUGCAAAUACACCUAACAAAAGAACCUUUGGUGGAGGAAUACAGUGUUGCAGCUUCACUAUGGAAGCUAAGUUCAUGUGAUUUAUGUGAAAUUGCUAGGAAUUCUGUUUUACAGUCUGGGUUUUCACAUGCUCACAAGUCACAUUGGAUUGGUAGAAGUUACUAUAAGAGGGGUCCAGAUGGGAAUGAUAUUCAUCAGACGAAUGUACCUCAUAUCCGAGUUGAGUUUCGCAAUAUGAUAUGGAGAGAGGAGAUGCAGCAAGUUUAUCUGGGCAAAGCAAAUUUGCCUGAAGAAGUGGAAAAGUGACAUGUUCAUUGCUGUAUUAUAUUCUGUUCUUCAUCAAUGCUCAGUUUUCUGGUGAGCUGUACAUCUUAAAAAGGAAAUGAUAAUCUUAUUAUAAUGCUGUGUUGGAUUUGGACGAUAAUGUCUUAUUGACUUUAGACUUAAACUGGCAUGUUCUGCCCAUUUGUACCCCGAAAUCCCUGCUCCCUCUCUUUUGCUGUAGAGAACGGUGGUUCCUGGUUAUUCUAUCAUCCGUUUCAGAUAGAGAUGCCUGUACCUGAGCAUGAGAAGUCAGAGAUGGGCUUUCUUGGGAGUGGGGAGUUGGAAACAAGCUAUACGAAUCCUGGCUAGGACAAAAUACUAGCUGUAGGUUGGAGGCUGCAAGAAUGACGGAGGCUGGUGCAUGAUCUUUUUGCUCUGAAUGGAGGAUCUUAGAAAGAGCAAUAUUGAUGAAUCUAAUUGUACGAACCCUUUAAAAACUUGUGGACCUUCUUUGAUAUAUCAGCAUUUUUUUCUACGACUGGUAGUUUUUCCUUAAAAGGACUCCUUAUAGACGCGUAUACAGACCUGCUUAUUUAUUUAUUCAUUGUUAGCAAUAUUACUGAAAUUUUGUUCUAUUUUUCUGCAUUAAUAGCUUAUGAAAAGGAGCCAGUAUUAUGUUUCCUCUU